This is a messenger RNA of Pocillopora meandrina, 1417 nucleotides long. NCBI's taxonomy places the organism in Eukaryota, Metazoa, Cnidaria, Anthozoa, Scleractinia, Pocilloporidae. The record is from the annotation of a GenBank genome assembly.
AUGCAAAAGCGACAACUGGAGGAGAAAGCUAAGGGUGAUGAAACUUUACGAGAACAAUUUAAAGAAAUGGAACGAAGGUUGAGGGAAGAAAUAACUGAGAAAGAUGCGAGACAAGUAGUUUUGUGUGAACAGAUCACAGAAAAGGACCAGCAGCUAACGGAGAUGAUACAACAAUUGACAGUGACAGAGGAGCGAGAAGAAGAUCUUAAGACGCAGGUAAGGAAUGUAGAAGAACAGCUGAGAGAGAAUGAGGAUCGAGUUGAGAAUUUACGAACGAACCUGAAAGAUGUUGAGCAACGAUUAACGCAGAAAGAGACACAAAAAGAAAAUUUACGAUCAGACCUAGAGCAGAUGGAGCAAAGGAUGAAAGAAGAAUUAACACAAAAGGAAACGAGAGAAACUGAGUUGCGCAAACAGCUUAGAGAAAGGGAGGAGCAGGCUGUGGACUGUCAGAGACAUUUGAGCGGGAUGGAACAGCAAUUGUCAGAAAAAAACCAUCAAAACGAAACUUUACUAAGACAAAUUAGGGAGAUGGAACAACGAUCGAGAGAGGUUACAGCGGAGAAUGAGUUGAGAGAAAAUGAGUUUCGUGAACUAAUCAGAGAGAGAGCAAGAACUGAGGGAGACGGCGCAUCAGUUGAUUGAGAAGGAGCAUAAAGAGGAGAACUUACGCGCGCAAAUAGGGGUGCACUUAAUGGAACAACGGCUGAGAGAAGAAAUGAUAGAAGAAGCUACAAGGCUAGGUGAACAGCUUAGAGAAAGGGAUUAAGAAAUAGGAAACUUUCAGAUACAGUUGCAAGAGUUGCGUGAACAACUCAGAGAAAAUGAUCAGCAUUUAGCUACCCUUCGAACGAAGCUGGAGGAGCGAUUUAGAGAAAUUGUAGCAGAAAAUGCAAAUCCACGACAACAGGUUGUUAACCUCGAGAAUCAAGCCGGAUCGCAGUCCAAUGACUGGGUAAUUUCCUGGGAUGAUAUUCAGUUGACUGAUAAAAGCCUUGGAGUUGGAGGGUGGGGCGAGGUUUUCGAGGGCAGGUACUGUGGUUGUUCUGUUGCCGUGAAGCAAAUCCAUGAGGCAAUUAAUUCGCCUUACGACCAGAGUUUGUUCCAGAGGGAAAUUGAUAUUGCUUCAAGAUGCCGACACCCUUGCUUGCUGCAGUUUAUUGGAGCGACUAAUGACAAGAAAAUUCCAUUGUUUGCUACUGAGCUGAUGGAAUCAAAUUUGCGCGAGCUACUCAGACAACGACGUCUUUCCCGUAAGGAAAUCACCGUAAUUUCGCUCGAUGUGGCUCGAGCGUUGAACUGCCUCCACCAAAAGAAACCUUUCCCUAUUUUUCACCGCGAUGUUAGUAGCGGCAAUGUGUUGCUAUGGCAACAGGGUGACCAAUGGCGAGGCAGUGUCAGAUUAUGGCUCUGCUAA